AUGCGUAGUUUAAGCCAUAACCCCCUCAUUGAGUUUACUUACAUUUCCGUUUUUAAAGCAUGUGCCAGUUUAUCGGCCCUCGAAGAAGGCCGACAAAUCCAAGUCGACUGUUUGAAGCGUGGUUUCGAUUCCGAUAUUUAUGUUGGGAACACCAUGGUUCAUUUUUACGGGUCUUGUAAAAAAAUCGUUGAUGCACGUAAGGUGUUUGAUGAAAUGAUUUAUACAAGUGUUGUUUCGUGGAACACUAUAAUUUCUGCUUUCCGUCAUGUGUCGUGGCUUCCCGAAUCAAUAGAGUAUUUUAUGAAAAUGCGACGCGUUGAGAUUGAGCCUAACGGAACUACAAUGAUGGUUAUGCUCUCUGUUUGUGCCGAACUUGGGAACUUGACGAUGGGAAAAUGCGUUCAUAGUCAAAUUAUCGAGAAAGGAUUGGAAUUGACGUGUGAGUUAGGAACGGCCCUUGUGAAUAUGUAUGCUAAAUGUGGGGAUUUGAAUUGGGCAAGUUUAGUUUUUGACACGGUGCAUAAUCGUAAUGUGUGGACUUGGAGUGCAAUGAUUUUAGGAUUAGCUCAACACGGGCUUGCUAGACACGCCCUUUCACUUUUCAAGAAAAUGAAAGAAACGGCUAUUCAACCUAACUAUGUGACGUUUCUUGGGGUGAUUUGUGCGUGUAGCCAUGCGGGGUAUGUGGAGGAAGGGUAUCGGUUUUUUAAUGAAAUGAAAUGCGUUUAUGGGAUUAAGCCUCGGUUAGUACACUAUGGUGCAAUGGUAGAUGUUUUGGGACGAUCUGGUCAUCUAAACGAAGCAUACGACUUCAUUUUGAAAAUGCCCAUCAAGCCUGAUCCAACUAUAUGGAGAACUUUGCUCAGUGCAUGUAAUGUUCACAGUGCUAUCGAUUUUGAUGAGGUUGGGGAAAAGGUAAGAAUGAAAUUACUUGAAUUGGAGCCAAGAGGGAGUAAUAACCUGGUGAUGAUUGCAAAUAAGUACGCUGAUAUAUGCAAGUGGGAGGAUGUAGCCCAGCUGAGAAAGCGUAUGAGGGUCAGAGGGCUGAAAAAGAUGGCCGGUGAGAGUUGCAUCGAGGUAAAAGGAUCCAGUUUUAGAUUCUUAUCUGGGUAUGAUUCUCAAGCUUCUUGUGUGAAUAUUUAUUUGUUACUUGAUGGUCUAAGUUUAAACAUGAAGAUUAGCAAUCUAUAA
This is a messenger RNA of Erigeron canadensis, 1191 nucleotides long. RefSeq names its product pentatricopeptide repeat-containing protein At2g36730. Lineage: Eukaryota; Viridiplantae; Streptophyta; Magnoliopsida; Asterales; Asteraceae. The transcript has a single exon. Bases 1 to 1191 code for a protein of 396 amino acids. The record is from RefSeq and is a predicted model, not a curated record. Gene Ontology annotation, molecular function: RNA binding; protein binding. Gene Ontology annotation, biological process: RNA modification.